This is a messenger RNA of Phyllostomus hastatus (greater spear-nosed bat), 975 nucleotides long. RefSeq names its product protein phosphatase 1 regulatory subunit 35 (gene PPP1R35). Gene Ontology annotation, biological process: negative regulation of phosphatase activity. NCBI's taxonomy places the organism in Eukaryota, Metazoa, Chordata, Mammalia, Chiroptera, Phyllostomidae. Gene Ontology annotation, molecular function: phosphatase binding. The transcript has 4 exons. Bases 111 to 911 code for a protein of 266 amino acids. The record is from RefSeq and is a predicted model, not a curated record.
GUAGGGACGAAUGGUUUCCGGUAAUGGUGUUUGGGAGGAGCCGGGGAAAGGGGGUGUGAGCGCAUGCCCUGUGACCCUUGGCCCCAGCAACCCCCUGCAGCCAGUCCAAGAUGAUGGGCUGCGAAGAGUCAGAGAUAAAAUUGGUGAAAGGGGAAGAAGCGGUGGUGGCCCCGGGACCACCUCCAGAACCCCGCACCCCGGACUCCGGAGCCCCAGUACCCGAGCCCGGCCUGGAUCUGAGCCUGAGCCCGCGGUCCGACAGCCCAGAGCGGCAGACCUGCAGCCCGAGGCGGCGGAAUUGGGGGGCAAACCAGUGGGGCGGGGCCCGCAAGGGGCGGCAGGUCCGCUUCCGCUUGGCGCCACCCUCACCCUCCCCGGCCCGAUCCGAGCCGCAGCCGGUCACCGCAGCACCUAACGAGGAGCCUGUGGCACCGCAGGACCUGGGUGCGCCUGCGCAGCACAGCAGCUUGGCUUUGAGCCUCGAGCUGCAGGCUGCGCGGGCAGCAGCCGCGGAACAGUUCGAUGCCACAAAGGCAGUGGAGGAACAGCUGAGAAAGUCGUUCCAGACCCGCUGUAUCGUGGAGGAGAGCGUAGCAGAGGGGUUGAACGUGCCCCGCUCCAAGCGGCUUUUCCGGGACCUGGUGAGCCUGCAGGUGCCGGAGGAACAGGUUCUGAAUGCUGCGCUAAGGGAGAGGUUGGCGCUGCUGCCAAUCCAUGCUCGAGCCCCGCCCCCAAAGGAAGCACCUGGGCCAGGGCCAGACAUGACUAUGCUGUGUGACCCAGAAACAUUAUUUUAUGAAUCUCCACACCUGACCCUGGACAGCCUUCCCUCCCUAAGCCUUCAACUCCGGCCGCGCCCUUCAGAGGAUACCUUUCUCAUGCAUCAGACACUGAGGCGAUGGGAAGUGUAGACCUGGAGGCUCACAGAAUUGCUAUAGUUAAUAAGUAUCAGAAUAAAGUGGUUUUGCUAAUAAA